This is a messenger RNA of Ascoidea rubescens DSM 1968, 1911 nucleotides long. RefSeq lists its product as uncharacterized. The record is from RefSeq and is a predicted model, not a curated record. The coding region runs from base 376 to 1911 and encodes 511 amino acids. NCBI's taxonomy places the organism in Eukaryota, Fungi, Ascomycota, Saccharomycetes, Ascoideales, Ascoideaceae. The transcript has 2 exons.
AUUUUCUUUUGCGGCCCUUAUGUUGGUCAGUUUUGUUUACUCUUAUCCAGAAAUCAUAUUAAACACUUUCGUUUUCCUUUCUGUUUCUCUUUUUUUCACCAACUGCUGUGAUCUAAAGUGUUUGGGUUUUCGUUCUACAAUUUCUCAGAAUUUCACUCAAAUCGCUCACUUUUUUACGAGUUUUCUAUUCAGUCAAACCUGUCCUUUUCAUCGCCAGAUUAUUUCAUUUGAAUCUCGCUAUCUCCCCAGUUAUCUUGAUCCACUAUAAAGCUACCUUACUUACCUUCGACUGCUCCAACCAUUCCAUCCAUUCUCUUAGAUUCUUUUUCAAAUCUUCUGGAAGUCGUCUUAUUUCUUUUUCUUCUCAGAUGCAACAUGCCUAAAUCCUCAAAAUACAACAUUCAACCCUUGCCCCAAUCUGCCUUUAAGGUCACUGAGGCCAAAUAUAAACUAAACAUAAUUCAACAACCUAAACAAGCAAGAGCUGUAGGCUCCUCAAAACAAUGUCGAAGAACAAUAGAUCCCUCCCCAGUAUUAACUGUUUCUCUAAUCAACCAGGAUGGUGAAAAUGUCGUUGAUCAUUCCAUCAAUUUCUUGAUCUGUACUGUCUCCUGCGACUCAAUCCCAGAUAACGAUUCCUCCACCGCAGAUAACAACAGUAAUAUCAACAACAGUAAUAUUGACAACACUGGCAAUGACAAUAAUGCCAGUACCAUUAAUCCCAAUGAUAAAAACGAUAAAACAAUAAAAAAGAGAAAAGUAUCUGAAUCUCUAACUAAAAAAAAAGAAAAUGCUUUAAUUGGCACCACUUCUGUCUCUGCUAACAUCUUGAACUCAAAGAAUAUCUCAAAUCUAAGUAAAUUAAGCAAUAUAGAUGCUAUUUUUAAUAACCAAAAAAUUCUAAAUACUUUAGCAAACGACUCAAAUAACCUUAAAGCCUUCUUUGUCUUUAGUAAUCUAUCAAUAAGAAUCGAGGGAAAAUAUAAACUAAUAUUUAAAUUGUAUGAAUUUCCCUUGAACAAUUCGAUAUCAAAUUCAAAUAACUCUCCUUCCUCCUCCUCCUCCUCCUCUUCUUCACUUUCAUCAUCUUCUUCAUCCUCCGGCCCUCCACAGAAAUUAUUCUUUAGAGAUUCAAUAGAAAGUGAUAUAAUAACUGUUUAUGCUCCAAAACACUUUCCAGGCCUCCAGCCUUCCCCAAUUUUAGCCCAUAGAUUGAAAAAUAUAGGAACUAAAAUUAGAGUAAGAAAGGUCUCAUCCUCAAAAAGAAAAUUAUCAAACAAUAAUGAAUUACCAAAUAAUUCAAUCAAUAACUCAGAAGUUCAAAAUCCUCUCACUCAAAAUGACCCCUCAGAAACUCUACCUGAUUCUUCUUCCUUUUCCUCUCCUUCCUCUUCCUCUUUCCAACCUCUACCCAACAGAAAUAAUACUUUGCACUCUUCCAAUGACCAAAAAAACCCAUAUUCUUCUCCACAUUUUCAUCCACCUCCUGCUUUUUCCUCAACUCCCUCGAAUUAUUCACAACUUUAUUCUUCAAAUUAUCUUUCCAAUUAUUCCUUAAAUUAUCCUCCAAAUACUCUCCCACCUUCUCUUCCCUUCUAUCUAAAUCAAUCUCCUUCAAUUUAUGGAAAUUCCUCAUCAAAUAAUUUCAUUUCUUACAACUUUUCUAAUGAUUCUAAUCACAAAAUCAGUCCAACUAAAUCAAUUAGUUCCAGUACUACUCAAAAUACUAUAAAAACUUCUACAAAAGAUAACAUAAAUCCAAUGGAUUUAAAUUUUCAAGUAGAAAAUUUCAAUCGUCAAAAGCAAAAUCAAAAGCAAAAUCAAAAGCAAAAUCAAAAGCAAGAUCAAAAGCAAGAUCAAAAUCAAGAUCAAAAGCAAGACCAUGAUCGGAAUCAGUUAAAUAAUAAUUAA